Messenger RNA from Drosophila arizonae, 1999 nucleotides. RefSeq names its product cilia- and flagella-associated protein 45. The record is from RefSeq and is a predicted model, not a curated record. NCBI's taxonomy places the organism in Eukaryota, Metazoa, Arthropoda, Insecta, Diptera, Drosophilidae.
UACCCCGGUUAGCCCGCUGCCAAGGCGACCCUCGCUUGCUGCAUGACAACAAACAACAAACAACAAACUAAUGGACGCAUAGCAACUGGGCAGGCAGUUUGUGUUAUUAUUACCACGUUAAUCGACAUUGAAACUGACUGCGUCGCUUUGAGAGGAGCCUAUCUUCCAGCAGAUCUGCUAGCAAUGCCCUGCCUAUCGGCCUGUAAUGUGCGGUUUGUGAGCGCCGAGGCGCAGCUCAAGCAGAAGUGCCAGGAGUUGAGGGCUCGCGCCCAGACCGCCGCGUACCGUCCGCCCAUCGGGGGCUAUAGACCGUUGACAUCACGAGCUGCUCAUCAGGGCUGCUUCCAGAGAGGAAACGACCAGUUUGCGGCCUUUGAUCAAAAGCAGCUGAAGCGCAACGAGCGCGAGAGGAGGCGUAAUCAGGGCGCCAAGGAGCUCGUGCUGCGACCUGCCGACUUGAAUCGUCUGAAGGAAAAGUGCAAGUUCGUGAGCUUCCAUGAGAAGCUGCAGGCGAUUGAGCAGGCCGAGACGGAGCAUCGGAAGCAAUUGCAGCUGGUGAAGGAAACCAAGCAGCGCUUCAAGCAGAUCGACGAUGCUCGCAAGGCGGGGGCGGUUGCCGGCGAGAGUGAAAGAGACAGUAGCGUCGACGAGGCCUUGGAGGAGCAAAAUACUGUGCUCAGUCGAGCCAUUCUGGCCAAGCAGGAGCAGGAGGAGGAGGUGAAGCAARUCAACCGCAUGAUUCUCGACGCCAAGUGCAAGGCCGUGAGGGAGGCCCAGAUCCAAGAGAAGCAGCUAAUGGCCAAGGCCCUACGCGAAGACGACGAGCGCCUCGCCAAGAUGGAAAACGAGCGGGCGAAGGAGGCCCUCAAUGCUGAAGAUGAGCGAGAGCGCCUCGAAAUCGAAAAGCGCGCAAAGUACGCACAGGAAAUUCGUCAACAGCUGAGCGAGCGCGAAAACAAACGCUUCCUGGAGGCCCAGCGGGUGGCGGAUGAAGCCAAGCAGCUGCGCAAGGCGACCGAGCUGCUGCGGGAGGAGGAGGAGCGCCAGCGGAACUUUGUACAGCUGCGCAAGGCGCGCUUCCGCGAGGAACUACAGCGAAUUCGCGACAUGUCGAGUGUGUUCAAGACCAUGCUUAGGGAGCAGGAGCGGCUGGCAGACCUGCGAGUGGCUGCCUACAUGCGCGAGAAGCAGGAGAAGGAGCGCCAGCUCAAGGAGAUGCAGAAGGCAAUGAAGAAGCAGUUCGAAAGACGACAGCAACGCAUCUACACAAUCGCCACUGAGGCCCAGGAAUCGCGCCAGACCAAUGAGGAGCUUAAGUAUCUCAGGGAACGCAAUCGAGUGGAGCGCGAGUAUCGCCAGCGGGAGAAGGAGAUGGCAAUGGCCAAGCGCGAGGCCGAACGCGACUUGCUUCAGAGUCGGGCCCAACAGGCGCAAGAAAUGAAGCAGCGCCUCGCCCAGGAGAUUGCCCACGCCGAGGAGGACUUCAACAAGCUGUUGACUCGCAUGCGCGACGAGGAGGAGAAGCAGAAGAGGCUAGACCAGGAGCGCGAGCAGCGCACCCAAGCAUAUCGGAGGGAUCUGAAGCAACAGAUGACCGACAGGCAGGAGGAGCGACGUCGCCUGACGGAAAUCGAGCACGAGCGCAUGCAGAAAUGGAUGGAGCAGGAGCGCCAAAGGGAUGCCAACAUCAAGCAGGUGAUCACCUCUAAAAUUGCAUCCAUGCGCGACAACUGCCUGCCCGAGAAGUACCUGCAGGAUGUGGAGAAGCAGCUCAAGAAGAUCCAAAGCAGUCGCAAUCGCAUUCGUUGAGCUCCCAAAUCGGCCGACUGCACAAAGCCAGCUCACGGGACGAGCUUCCAGUGCAUAGCUUUUGGCGGCCAUUUGCGGUGAUCAAUGGAAAUCGACAAAUCGAACCCCUCCUAUAACUAUGCAGUGCGAGUUUUCAAAUGGAAUGCAAGUUUAAUUAUAUUAAGCUGACCUUUUUGUGAAAGACAUGUAU